Molecule: messenger RNA, 825 nt
Organism: Penicillium nucicola
Lineage: Eukaryota; Fungi; Ascomycota; Eurotiomycetes; Eurotiales; Aspergillaceae
Product: gamma-glutamylcyclotransferase
Exons: 6
Coding region: 1-825 (274 amino acids)
Biological process (GO): glutathione catabolic process
Cellular component (GO): cytoplasm
Molecular function (GO): gamma-glutamylcyclotransferase activity; glutathione specific gamma-glutamylcyclotransferase activity
Source: RefSeq, a predicted model, not a curated record
AUGGCAGCAACCGCACAAGGCCACCAGGUCCACCCAGAAGGUCGGACAUGGAAGAAUCACUUCCCCAAGGGUGAUCUCUGGGUAUUCGGUUACGGGAGCUUGAUUUGGAAGCCACCACCACAUUUCGACCAGCGUGUUCCUGGGUAUAUCAGCGGUUAUGUACGGCGGUUUUGGCAGUCUGACAUGACGAUCCUUUUUUUUGGAAUCCAGGCUAGUACCGACCACCGCGGCACCCCAGAACAACCUGGUAGAGUAGUCACCGUGAUUGAGAGAGCCUUCUGGGAGACAUUAGACGACCCGCUCGCACAUCAAGAAUCUGAAUCUGAAUCUACAGGGAAAGUCUGGGGCGCAGCAUACCACAUUCCUGCUUCACAUGCAGAAGAAGUACACGACUACCUAGACGAGCGGGAGAUAGACGGCUACAGCGCGCACUACACGCCCUUCCACCCAACUAUUCAUGUCGACAGCGCGACAGACUCAUCGCCAAUCAUCUGCAUGGUGUACAUUGGCCAACCGUCUAACCCGCAAUUCCUGCGCGAGACUGCCCGGCGGGAGCCGCAAGACGUGGCGCAGGUUAUUAGUGCGGGUCAUGGUCUUAGUGGGAAGAAUACCGAGUAUUUGUAUUUACUGGAGAAGGCGCUCGAGGGACUUGGGCUAGGUACUGCUGAUGUUCAUGUCACGGAUUUGGUGAAGCGGGUCAAGGCGAUUGAGACGGAGGGGCUGGGUGAGGCUGAAGAAAGGGAGGCUGAGCUUGAGGUGACUAAGUCGCUGGAGGGGGCGGCUGCGGCGCCUGCUGAGGUGGAUGGUCGGGAUACUAUUGAGUAA